UCCUCGCAUCCUUCCGGUUCCAACCAUUCGAGACCUAAGAUGGCGGACCGGCGGCGAAGGAGGAGGCGCGCGUCCCAGGACAGCGAGGACGACGACGAGUCCGGUUCGGGUUCGGACAGCGGGAGGUCGGGGUCCCCGGCGACCAAGAGCCGGGGGAAAGAACCAGAACCACCGGAGCCGGCGGUGACCCGAGUGGAGCCGAAGAGCGAAGCGGAGUCCGAGUGUGAGAGUGAAGAUGGAGUAGGAGAAGCGGUUCUGUCCGACUACGACAGUGCAGAUCCGGAGGAGAACGGCUCCCAUUCAGAGGGAGUGGAGGAGGAAGAGGAGGCGGAGCAUUUCAGCGACGAAGAAGCUCCAGCGGCAGCAGCCAGCGAGCCCAAACCCCCAGCUGCCGACGAAGGCCCCACAAAGGCCGAGGUGGUGGAGGAGGAGGAGGAGGAGCAGCAGGAGCAACAGGGUGGUGAGGAGGGGGAGGAAGAGGAGGACGUGGCAGACAAGGAGGGAGGAGGAGGACAGAGCAAAGAGGAGACCAAGGCCGAAGUGAAAGGGAACUUGGCCGGAGAGCGCCAGAGCGGCGACGGACAGGAGUCUACAGACGACCCUGAAACGAAGGACGGAGGGAAACCCGGUCAGAAGCUCGACGAUGACGAGGACAGAAAGAACCCGGCCUACAUCCCGAGGAAGGGUCUGUUCUUCGAGCACGACGUCAGAGGACACACUCAGGAGGAGGAGAGACCUAAAGGUCGAAACAGGAAGUUGUGGAAGGACGAGGGUCGCUGGGAGCACGACAGGUUCAGGGAAGAGGAGCAGGCGCCGAAGAGCCGCGAGGAGCUCAUCGCCAUCUACGGUUACGACAUCCGAAACGGCGGCGGCUCCGGAGACCGGUCGUACAGGCAGCGGCGGCCCAGACAGAGUACGUCUCCCAGCAGAGACAAGCGCUGGAGAGACGGAGGAGAGCGUCCGGUCCGAUCGUGGCACAGCGGAGGAGGAGGAGGAGGAGGAGGAGGAGGAGGUCUGAACCGAGGAGGAGCUCCUCCGCCUUCAUCCCCCCACCCCUCCUCUACACCGCCAUCCUCGCUCCCUCUCUCCUCUGCUCAGCGUGGCGGCAGUUCCUCCAGACCGCCUCCCUCCCGCAACAGACUGUCCUACCAGAAUCAGACGCACCCCGCGCCUCACUACAGGAAUAAUGAAUCAAACGCACCCCAGAUGCAUCCCAGGGAACGACAGGGCCCUAAAGCUCAGUCCGACCCCACAGGAGACAAGGGUGGAGUCAGCAGAGGAGGGCGGGGUGGUGGCGGUGGAAGGGGCGGACCCUCUGUGGUCAUUGAGGACAUCACAGUCAGCCAAGGAGGCGUUCGGGAACAGGACCUUAGCGAGACGACGACGACUGCAUCACAGCCGGGCGGUUACAAGUCUGCAUCGCCGAGGCGACAGCAACAGGAGCAGCAAGGGAGCGCCGACAGAUCUGCGUCAGGAUUGGCUGCUUCCUCCCCCACCUCUGACCCCUCCCUUCAGUCGUCAGUUGCGGCGACCAAUCGGGAAGCCUCUCCUCCCACCGAGCGGCCGGUGGAGCGCAAGUCUUACUCGGCGGCUCGCCGGACUCGCUCUCGGCCCGCAGACCUGGGCAGCAAGCAGCCGUCCGUGGAGGAGUCCGCAGCCGCGGGGAACGCCUCGUCCUCCCCCAGCGGCGUGGGAGGGAAGAGCUGGGCGGGAGCAGGCGACGGGCCGAGUCAGGCGGGAGGAGGGGCGCUGGCAGAGCUGGACCAGGACGUGGCUCGACUCAGUCUGGCAGGACAGAGCUGGCGCCAGAGUCCGACGUCCUACGUGCGGUCUGAGAUCAGAGGCCUCCCCAACCCAAUCCACAUCCCCGGCGGCCCGCCUCAGUUCUCCGGCAUAGAGGAGAUCGGUGUCGGCGCCAAUCGGGCCAAACGCUACUCCUCCCAGCGGCAGAGGGCUGUACCGGAGCCGGCGCCGCCCAUGCACCUGGGAGUGAUGGAGGGACACUACUACGAACCCAUGUCGUACCAGGGACCAAUCUACGCCCACGGGGAAGGCCCCGCCCCCAUCCCGCCGCAAGGCAUGCUGGUCCAGCCUGAGAUGCACAUGCCCCACCCGGGUCUCCAUCCCCACCAAUCGGGAGGCCCGAUCGCUAACCCCGCCCUCUACGGAGGCCCUCCUGUUUCUCUGUCGCCAGGGCAACCACAGCAGCUGCUGCCGCCGCCAUUCUACCCUCCGCCAGGGGUCAUGACCUUCCCCUACCCCACCAUGUACCCGACUCCACAGGGUCAGGCCCAGGUGACGUACGGCGGUGUGACGUACUACGACACCAUGCAGCAGCAGGCCCAGCCCAAACCGUCGCCCCCCCGCCGCACCUCCCAGCCCGUCACCAUCAAGCCCCCCCCUCCGGAGUUGCACUUUGCCUCAGAGUGACCCCGCCCCUCGCCCCUCCCGGCCGCCCAGUCUCGGGCUCGCUCUGAUCCAGGAGCUACAGGAGCUGGUGGGAGGGUCAGUGAGGAGCUGCAGUCUCCAACAACAACCGCCCGCGUCACCCAAGGGAGGUGGGGGGGGGGGGCAGGCGGACGGAUGGUGGGAGGCGAAGGUGGUGACCCGCAGCGUCGCUGGUGGAAAAUGACUGUUCCCCUCCUCCUAUUUUACUUUUUUUUUUUUUUUUCUUUCUCCUCUUAGUUUUCAUCCUUGUAGCAGUCAGGCGGGUUGGCGACUGUUCUGUAACUCUGCAGCCACAGGUUUGAUCCCACCAACGUGUCUUUGAGCAACAAAGCUGAACCUGGAAACGUUCUGCCUGUCGGACUGACGACUCUGAACCCUUUAGAGCCUCUUUGAAGCAUUUAGCGCCUCACGGAGUCGGACUCUGAGCCGCAACGCUGGGGUCAGAGAAAGUCUGUUUUAGUAUUUUUUUUUUUUUUUUCUUCUUCUUCGCAGUAACGUUUUGUGUUGAAACGUCGGACUGAAAACAGACGGUAUAAACGGUUUCUCUCUCAGCUCACUGUAGACCAGCUGUUCUAACAGGAAACUGGAGGUUCGUGUGCGUCACUUCUCCUCCAAAAGCGUUUAGCAAGAUAAAAACUGAAGCACACUGAAAUUUUAACAGCUGACGGUUAGUUUGAGGGCUGUCUGUGAGAAUCGGUUGUGUGCAUAGUUUGAAUGCAGCUCUCAGUGUCGCGUUGAUACGUUCAUGGCUGACCCGGUGCUUCCUGAACUCCUCCAGAUGUUGCAGAUGGUGGCAGUUUGUUAGACUCACAGACGGACAGUUCACUUUUCUUUCUCUGUUUUGUUUCUUUAACUCGUCAGCUCUGUGCUCGUUACUAGAACUCACUUUAGAUGUGAAACCUGGAUUCAGAAAUCUGUCCCGGACCGGAGGCUGCGACUCAAGACCGCUUAGUCGGUAAAAUGGCCGUCACAGUUUCUCAGAGUCAAAGGUCGCGUGUUUAAAUGAUCUGAAAAGUCUCGCCAUUUCAGUUUCUUUUGAUCUAGUAGUUGAUAAAUCGACCGCUCGUCGACGCGAUUGUUGGCGUUUUAACUCAGCAGCAGUCGUGAGAGCAGAAUAGAAACUGCUGUCGUUUCUCUUCCAAUAAGAAAACUAAAGCACGGCGGUGUUUAUCUGCAGGUCAGAGCUGGGAAAGACCAAACAAUACAAAUCUGUAAUUAUUUUUUUAAGCUUGGAGACGUGUUUUUUUUUUUUUUUUUUUUUUUUAACUUUCCUGCAACACGACAAAAACACGGACAGCCGGAUUAAAAAAAAAAAGACCUGCAAGCGGAUUUAAACCUCCAGGUUAGUCCCCACAGCUGCGUCACAUCCACUGUUAGCUUAGCGAUGGCCGCCCAGCCGGAAGAGACACACAGACCAAUCACAGCUGUCCUGGUGGUUGGAGUCACUACAAGUUAACCAGGACUCACGACCUCUGAACUGCACCGGCCGUUUCACACAGAGCAACCUAUCACAUCGCAGAUGGAAGCUAAUGUAGCAGCUAGUGUCUCAUUUAAAAUGAAAUAAUAAUUUAACUGAAGACACGACAGGACUGCCGUCGCCCACCCGGGGACUUUUAAAGAGACGUUAACGUGUGACAUCAGCGGCGCCCCCCUUCUUUUAAAACCUCAGUUAAUCUGCUCGUCCGAUCGCACAGUUCAUUUUCUGACGGCAGCGUUUCGUUUUCUUCCUCCUGAUGAGCAGAAAGUCAAAUUAGAGGCACAAGUUGCACAAAGUCUGUCGUCCGUCUGAGAGAAGCCGCCGCCGCCGCCGCCGGGUGGAGGCGUUUAUCGUCGCUGUAUAUAGAAAUCUAAAUGUGUAUAUAGAAGCUUGAAUGGAUGAAAUAGAAACAUAUUGUAAUAAUUCUGCUUCAGAGCAGCUUCUGAUUCAUCUGCAGGGACCUCGAAUGUUAACAGAAGUUAGAGAGAAGGAGCGGCGAGGCUUUAGCUUUCACUUUUCUAUUCCUUUCCUUUCUGAAACGUCACUGUUUGAUUUUAAUACUGGUUUUCUUUUUUAUUAUUAUUAUUAUUGUUAGUAAAUGCAGGAGGGAAACGGUGACUCUGCUGACUCCUUUUGUUGAGAGAAACCACUUCAUGAGGCUGAAACGAGCUGCUCUUCAUCACUCCUGAGUUAAGGGAAGCAGACACGCUUGUUUAGAAGUGGCCUCCUCUUCCUCUUCUUCCUCCUGCAGUUUAUUUUACAUUAAAUGUAUGAAUGAAGCGCUGGAGGUCAAAUUAAAGACAAAUAUUCCAGAUUUGUCCUGCGUGAUGAUGCACAAACGGGUAAAAUGUGAAAGCUCGUUCUGCCAGAGGAAGUUAACGCCAAACGCGCUGCGCCACGUGACUUCCUGCCCUGUUGGAGUCCUUAAGUCGCUGCCUCCUGUUAAACUGCAACCUGAAAAUAAGCGUUUGUGCCAGUGAUGCUCAGAAAACGCAGCCGCGGCUACGAGAGGUCCUGAUUCAGAAAAGUUUCUGUAGUUUAUGUGAAAGUUUGUCUGUUUUGAGAAACGAUCCUCUAGACAGACGCCGUCUCGGUCUGUUGGAGUCGUUACAGAAACUACAGAAACUGGGCUUUGUUUCAGCGUGUACUGUUCCUUUAAAAUCUUCCCUGAUCUGCCCCGAUACUGAUCCAUAAGAUGGACUCGACAGCAGGUUCAUGUGUACUGUAGUUUCUCUGGCAGACGCCGAGCUUAAUGGCUGUUUUUCAAAGAGACGGAUCUUCACUACGGCAGAAGUCUUCUCUUAAGGGUGACUCUGACUUCACGUUUUAUUUUGAAGAACAUGAACGGCGGCGUUCUGCUCCACCGCAGCGACGAGACUCUAAACACUAAGCCACCGCCGCCUCAAUUUCAAAUUUACAAAAAGGUUUGAUGACAGAAAAAUGCUUUUAGUUCUCUCCCUGAAAGUGAGACAAAGGCUUUAAGACGGCGGCCUGUUGGAGGAGGAGGAGGAGGAGGAGGAGGAGGAGGAGGAGGCCUUCCUCAUUAACGGCUGCAGCCUGCAGGGCUUCGGCUCGUUGGGUUUAUGAAUCUUCUCGACGUCGAUGGUAGAAGGUUUAGAGUGUUCGAAUCGUUUCUUCUUCAUGUGUUGAAGUGUUGAUAUUUUUAAUAAUCUGACCUGUUAACCUGAGCUGACCAGACUGUGUUCACGUGGCGGCCGUUUGUUUGUGAUGAUGAUGAUGCAUCAAUGGUUUUGUUUGUAUGUGGAGAACGUUGUCGUCGACUCAGAGGAUCAAUAAAGAACAGAAUAAUAAGAAAA
This is a messenger RNA of Micropterus dolomieu (smallmouth bass), 5742 nucleotides long. It is a transcript of the gene casc3, whose product is annotated as casc3 exon junction complex subunit. The record is from RefSeq and is a predicted model, not a curated record. NCBI's taxonomy places the organism in Eukaryota, Metazoa, Chordata, Actinopteri, Centrarchiformes, Centrarchidae. Gene Ontology annotation, molecular function: mRNA binding. The transcript has 12 exons. Bases 40 to 2430 code for a protein of 796 amino acids. Gene Ontology annotation, biological process: mRNA processing. Gene Ontology annotation, cellular component: exon-exon junction complex.